AUUUGAUUAGCGCAUCACAUUUCUUGGAAAAAUGAGCGUAUUCAAUGAUGAUGAGCCGAUUCUUCCAACCCAAGACGACUCAGGGGACAAACUUGCAUCGUUCUCAGAGUUCAACGUGGGGAAAACAAAGGCGAAAAUCAUCAACAGAACAAAAGCGCCACUGAUAGAAAGCCCAUUCAAGGUGAUGGUGGAGCUCACGGGGGCAGGGUUUGACAAUGAUAGACCCGGAGUAGAUCUUGUGAUGGUCUUAGAUAUCAGCGAGAGCAUGAAGGGACAGAAGUUGGCAAAAAUGAAACUUGCCAUGCAAUUCUUGAUCAGGAAACUUAGCCCGGAUGAUCGUUUGUCUGUCGUCACAUUCAGUACUGACGCCAUGAGGUUGUGUCCGUUGCGCCAGAUAACUAAAAAAUCUCAAGUGGAGAUUGAAAAUCUAGUCAAUGAUUUAGAGUUUGAGAAAAAAACAAACAUCACUGCUGGCCUUUUAAUGGGCUUAAAAGUUCUUGAUGAGCGCAAACUUACCAACGGUCGUGUGAUUGCCAUCAUGCUUAUGUCCGACGGUUGGCAAAACCUUGGUGAUGAUGCUACGAAAAUUCAGGUCAAUGACGUGCCAAUAUACACAUUCGGUUUUGGCCUAAACCACGAUCCAAGUGCGCUCAAAACAAUUGCUGACAACAGCAUGGGAGGAACAUUCUCAGAUGUUCAAAACCAAAACAACUUGAGCAUUGCAUUUUCGCAGUGUUUGGCCGGGCUUCUCACCGUGGUUGUUCAGGACCUACAGCUGACUAUCAAACAAGGUGACCAAGAAUCGACAAUCGAGAAGGUGUCUGCCGGAAGCUAUCCACAAUCCAAGAAUGCUGAUUCUGUAACUAUUUCGUUUGGCGAUCUCUAUAACAAAGAGGUACGCAAGAUCAUAGUGGACCUUCGUCUCCCUAAAGUUAAUGAAGAAAAAACCGGCGUGGAGAUUGUCAAAAUCACUUACAAGUACAGAACUACUGGGGGGCAAAAGCCAAUAUUUGAAGGCAAUCCUCUAUUCGCCACCAUAGACCGUGUUGGGACAAUCGUAGAGGGAGAAAGAGAGGAGGUGAUGGUAGAAGGGAAACGCCUCGAGACUGCGGGGAUGAUGAAAGAUGCAAGACUGAUGGCGGACGACAACAGGCUGGAGGAUGCUAAGGACAUGCUCGUAGACGCGCAGAACAAGCUUCACGAUUUUGUACUGGGUGGUGGUGCGCCUAAUCCGUUGAUUGAGAUGCUGAAACUUGAGCUGAAAGAGCUUCUAAGGUUGAUGCAAUCCCCGGAAAUCUACAAAAAACGAGGGCGCCCAUUUGCACUCUCUUCUGAGAAUUCUCAUGCUCGCCAGCGUUUCGCAGCGAAAGGUCGUGAUGUGGAAAAACUGCGCUUAUUUUCCACUCCGCGUAUGAACGCGUACCUUAAGCAAGCCAAGGCAUUCGACGAGGACCCGAGCAAGGCAUUGCCUACGGUUAAAGACGAUGUGAAGCAAGAACUUGCUGCCGACCCCUUUGGUCCCCUCAGUGGAGCUCUUAGCUACUACAUCCAGAUAGCCAUUCAGGCUCUCAUCUCCGUUGACAAGAUACUCAAUACAAGUCGUUGAAUGUAUGCAUCUGUGCUUAAUUUAAUUUCUUUUUUUUUUUUGCUGGAAAAAAAAUAA
Molecule: messenger RNA, 1663 nt
Organism: Morus notabilis
Lineage: Eukaryota; Viridiplantae; Streptophyta; Magnoliopsida; Rosales; Moraceae
Exons: 4
Coding region: 32-1606 (524 amino acids)
Source: RefSeq, a predicted model, not a curated record